This is a messenger RNA of Mycena citricolor, 1767 nucleotides long. The record is from the annotation of a GenBank genome assembly. NCBI's taxonomy places the organism in Eukaryota, Fungi, Basidiomycota, Agaricomycetes, Agaricales, Mycenaceae.
CUCCCCUCCUCUUCCGUCAUGUCGAUGUUCAAGAAGAACAGCAGCUUCAUGAAGCACUGGUUCGCCAUUGAGGCCACACCAAUUAUCCUCCUUGUCGGCGGCGCCUGUGUUGGUGCAGGCUGGUACUUGACCCGUCUUGCUCGUGGCUCUACCGUCACCUGGACGAAGGGCAACCCCCAUCCUUACCUUUCCAUCGAGCAGGAUCAGGGAACCAAGCUCUUGGAAAUGAACCAAAAAUUCGACAAGAGCUGGUCUCGGGACAAGCUUUAGAUCUUUGUCCUUUGUUAUCCGUAGCUCUACAAGAAGAUAUUCUGCAUACUUGCAUGUCCCUUCCCUCCUUCGGUCUUUCCCUUCACGCCCCAUCCCAUGCCGGGAUGCCAGAGCUUGUGGUUGGGUUGUCCGGGCCCAGACGGGUCCAUACCAGUUUAUCAUGUCUUCUCGGAAGAGUUCUCUCGUUCACGGAUGCAUUCGGUGAUGGACGGGCACCAGGUCAACUCAGGCAACGACUGGGGGGGAAGAAAUUGGCACCGGGGUGAUCAUCACUUGCGUUUAUCGUAAUUGGCCCUUCAAGUUGGGGCUCGGUUUCAUCCAAAGCUGAGGUCACGUGCCAAUAGAUUAUGUAACAUGGAUUUUCUGGUUUGUCGUGCCAGUAGCUGGCGAUUAGAUUAGAUUUAGCACCGCCAUCGACAGACACGCUCGAUGAUCAGAUUCACUGCUUGUCCACGUCUCCUUCCUCGCAUUUGUUAUCCUCUCUUACUACUACGAUGGUUUCCUCCGCAUUCGCAGACCGGGCCACCAAGAAACUAAUUUUGUUCGAUGUCGACGAGACUCUUACCCCUGCGCGUCAGGGCGCGUCACUGGAGAUGAUCGAGGCCCUACGCGCGCUGCGGAAGAAGUACGUUAUCGGCUUCGUCGGCGGAUCCGACCUCGCCAAGAUCACCGGACAGUUGUCGGUGCACGGCGCGGAUGCCCUGAAGGAGUUUGAUUACGGGUUCAGCGAGAAUGGGCUCGUCGCGUACAAACUCGGCCAGCCCCUGGAAUCCCAGUCGUUCAUCAAAUACGUUGGGGAAGAGCGGUACAAACCCCUCGUCAACUUCAUCCUGCACUACAUCGCCGACAUGGACAUUCCUAUCAAACGAGGCACGUUUGUCGAGUUCCGCAACGGGAUGAUCAACGUCAGCCCCAUUGGCCGUAACGCGACAAUCGCAGAGCGGAAGGAGUUUGAGGCGUACGACAAGAUUCACGGGCUGAGGACUGCGUUCGUCAAGAUCCUGCAAGAGAAAUUCGCCGACUACGGUCUCACGUUCUCGAUCGGUGGCCAAAUCUCGUUUGAUGUGUUUCCGACCGGAUGGGACAAGACGUAUGCCCUCCGACACGUCGAGGACGAGGGAUUCGAGGAGAUUCAUUUCUUUGGCGACAAGACCUACAAGGGUGGAAAUGACUACGAGAUUUUCUCCGACCCUCGUACUAUCGGGCACUCAGUCCUCAACUCUGAAGACACCCUGCGCAUUCUUAAAGCAGAGUUCAUUUGAAGCGUAGCACGGGCGAUUAAAUUACAAAUGGAAUGUAAUGAUUCCAACACCCCUUGUCCCCCUUCGACAGCCCUGGCUCGACUGAAAACAAGUUCCAUCCCAGCAUUGGUCAGCUCUCACUAGCAGGCAUCGGUUAAGAUAUCUGGUAUGAAGCAACUGAGGACCAAAUACUGCAGUUGGGCGAGCCGGAAGGAGUUUCGGUUGAAAUAUCCUGAUCUCAGAUGUGCUACAGCAC